Molecule: messenger RNA, 2532 nt
Organism: Phyllostomus hastatus (greater spear-nosed bat)
Lineage: Eukaryota; Metazoa; Chordata; Mammalia; Chiroptera; Phyllostomidae
Gene: PLSCR1
Product: phospholipid scramblase 1
Exons: 11
Coding region: 639-1619 (326 amino acids)
Biological process (GO): plasma membrane phospholipid scrambling
Cellular component (GO): plasma membrane
Molecular function (GO): phospholipid scramblase activity
Source: RefSeq, a predicted model, not a curated record
CUCAGCCCUGAAAGCAAGGAGUCUAAGGGAAGAGGUCAAGGUCUGAGGAAAGAAGUACUCGGAGUUCAGUGCCUUCAGCCCCACCUCGGAGGCAGCCGGCUCCGGGUUUGUGCCUGUCCCAGUUCCAGCGGGUGCGGACGGCCCAGCUGCCAGCCGCCCUUUGGCCGCACUGGGGACGUUUCUGGAGUCCGUCCGGAGGGCAAGAAGAAGGGCGGGGCAACAUCUCCGCACCGCCCCGGGGUGGCGGUCUCCCUGCAACACUCCUGCCUCCUAGCAACUACCCGGACAUCUAGGGAACCUUUCUGUGCACGUAGGAUCCCGGAAACAAAACCGGGAGCGGUCGCUCCGAGGCCCUUUCCUGUAGACUUCAGCGAUGGUUGUGUAACAAGCAGGGCAGGGCCACUCAGGCACCCAGAGAAGCAGCGCCGCCGUCCGCGCCAGGGAUCCCGGUACUCGUUGACCCCGCUCGGCCACGGAGCAGCAGCAGCCACAGUCCUGGAAGUCUGGCAUGGUAGCUUCCCAGUUCCAGGGGACAGGCAGCAAGCAGUCGUCUGUCCUGGCUUAGCAAGUACCACUUUGGAUUUCUGUGCAAGAAGGAAAUGAUCUUUCACCCUAUGAAACAAAGAACUCUUUAAAUCAUGGACAAACAAAACGGGCAAAUGAAUGCUCCUCACCCAGGAACAAAUUUCCCAGCUGCGUAUCCUCAAUAUCCUCCAGCAGCAUUCCAAGGACCUCCAGGACAUACUGGCUACCCAGGCCCGCAGGCGCCCUAUCCUGGAACUCAGGCAGGUCAUCCUGGCCCCUAUGCUAACUACUCAGUCCCACCACAUGGCUAUUCAGGUGCUGGUCCAGUGGGCUUUCCGGUCCAACACCAGCCAGUGUACAAUCAGCAAGGUGGACCUGCAGGGACACCGUGGAUGCCAGCACCACCACCUCCAUCAGACUGCCCACCAGGAUUAGAAUAUUUAACUCAGAUAGAUCAGGUACUGAUUCAUCAGCAAGUUGAGCUUCUAGAAGUCUUAACAGGUUUUGAAACAAAUAAUAAAUAUGAAAUUAAGAACAGCCUUGGACAGAGGAUUUACUUUGCUGUGGAAGAUACUGAUUGCUGUACUCGAAAUUGCUGUGGGCCUAAUAGGCCUUUUACUAUGAGAAUUCUUGAUCUUAUGGGCCGAGAAGUCAUAACUCUGGAGAGACCGCUAAGAUGUACCAGCUGUUGUUGCCCGUGCUGCCUUCAGGAGAUAGAAAUCUGUUCUCCUCCUGGUGUACCAGUGGGUUAUGUGUCUCAGAAUUGGCACCCAUGCCUGCCAAUGUUUACAGUCCAAAAUGAGAGGAGAGAGGAUAUACUAAAGAUUAGUGGUCCAUGUGUUGUGUGUAGCUGUUGCGCAGAUAUUGAUUUUGAGAUUAAAUCUCUUGAUGAAAAAAAUGUAGUUGGCAAGAUUUCCAAGCAGUGGACUGGUUUUGUGAGAGAGGCAUUUACAGAUGCUGAUAACUUUGGGAUCCAGUUCCCCUUAGACCUUGAUGUGAAAAUGAAAGCUGUCAUGAUUGGCGCCUGUUUCCUCAUUGAUUUCAUGUUUUUUGAAAGGACUGGAGGCCAAGAAGAGAGAGCAGGAGUGUGGUAGUGGAUGAAUAAAGUCUCCUCAGAAAGUGUGAAGUCUGUAUCCUGACUGGGACUAUGUAUAAGCAAAAUUCAUGGGGCUUUCUUUUUCUUUAUUGAAAUGACUGAUAAUUUGUGAAUUACACUGUGAUGCCUGAAGCUCCAGGUAUAUGAUUUCACUUUUUAAAUUAUAGAGCUUAUUUUCUGUAUCACUUAAUUAUAAAUGUUUUUAUACCUUUUCUUUCAUUUUAUACAUUUUGUAUUUUGUGUAUUUCUGAGAAAGGGCAUUAGAAUUUUUACAUUUAAACACAAAACUGCCUUUGAUAAAUUGGUUUAUUUAAAAAAAUUGCUUUAUUUUCAAUUAACAAAAUUAAUUAAAAUGAUUUCAAUAUAAAAUUAUACAUUAUUUUAUUAAACUUAGUUAAAAUUUAUAUGUAACAGCUGUUAUUUUACAAAUAUUUUAUAUUCAAAAAGGUUAAAAAUGAACAUAACUUCAGUUUGCUUUAAAAUUAUGUUCAAAUAAUGCUCAAGUUCAUAUUAUCAAGGAAAAAUAAGAAAUGUAUUUGUUUUUAUUCAGCAGUAAAACCACAUUUAACUUUUUAAUAUAAACUAUCUGUUACUAUGAUUUUCAUAUUGACAAUUACCAAUUCUUAAUGGAUUUCAGUGAAAAAGAUAUGAUUCUGUCCCAAAGAAAGACACUUUAUUUAAAGAUUCACUGAGUCUAAAACUUGAUUAUUGUUAUAAUUUUUGAGGUAAUUUGUUACACAUGGAAUGCUUUGUACCUAAUUCUAUCAUUCAUAGAGCACGGCAGUUAUAAGAUCACUCAGAUAUUUAUUAAAUAGAACAUAUAUAUUUCACCAGAGUAUGAACUUCACUAAUAGGCUAGUGGGUUAUAUAUGCCAACAAUCAAGUAACUGAAAUAAAAAAUUAUUGAUAUA